Molecule: messenger RNA, 1496 nt
Organism: Scomber japonicus (chub mackerel)
Lineage: Eukaryota; Metazoa; Chordata; Actinopteri; Scombriformes; Scombridae
Gene: ap3s1
Product: adaptor related protein complex 3 subunit sigma 1
Exons: 6
Coding region: 217-798 (193 amino acids)
Biological process (GO): intracellular protein transport; Golgi to vacuole transport
Cellular component (GO): membrane coat; AP-3 adaptor complex; intracellular membrane-bounded organelle
Source: RefSeq, a predicted model, not a curated record
AGAGCAUGACUGGUCCUUUGACGUGGAAUAUUUCCGUAAAGAGACGAUGGAGGAGUCGCAGCAGUAGCGUGCAGCUCGAAGCUAUCCCGUAUUAACCUUAAAUCGAGACGGGGAUUUAGCCUUGAAUCCCGGUCAGAUCCGGGUUCGCGGGAGUCUUUCACGGACUGCUCCCUUUCUUGUCCCCCCUCCCCCUUCUCCCUCCGCUCAGCUACAAUCAUGAUUAAAGCCAUUUUAAUAUUCAACAACCAUGGGAAACCGAGGCUAUCUAAAUUCUACGAGCAUUAUAGUGAAGACACAGAACAACAGAUCAUCAGAGAAACCUUCCAUUUGGUCUCAAAAAGAGAUGAGAACGUCUGUAAUUUCCUAGAAGGUGGAAUGUUGAUUGGAGGAUCAGACUACAAGCUGAUCUACAGACACUACGCCACGCUGUACUUUGUGUUCUGUGUGGACUCCUCAGAGAGUGAGCUAGGAAUUUUAGACUUAAUCCAGGUAUUUGUGGAAACGCUGGACAAAUGCUUUGAGAAUGUCUGUGAGCUUGACUUAAUUUUCCAUGUAGACAAGGUCCACAACAUUCUGGCAGAGAUGGUGAUGGGUGGGAUGGUGCUGGAGACCAACAUGAAUGAAAUCAUCACACAGGUGGAUGCCCAGAACAAGAUGGAGAAGUCUGAGGCCGGUAUUGCAGGAGCUCCUGCUCGUGCCGUAUCAGCUGUAAAGAACAUGAACCUCCCGGAAAUGCCCAGAAAUAUCAACAUUGGUGACAUCAGCAUAAAAGUGCCAAACUUACCUUCCUUCAAAUAGUGGCAGCGAGAUCCUCAUCCUGCAGAUGUCAGCCAAUGUUUACCGUGAUGCAAUCUGUUUACCAAAACCUCAAAUAAGUAACUUUUAUCAAAACUCUACAUCUUGAAGGUACUGUGUGAUUUUUGUUCUGGUGUUAUCUCUUUGUUUUUACAAUUAAACAAAAUAAUGUUUUACAUGUUUUGGUUUGUUUUUCUGUUUGAAAGAAGAAUUAAGUAUUUAUUUAUCGGUGGUACAUUCCUUCUGCCUCAUUGGAGGUUGGCCCUUGACGCUCAGCUGCUACAGUACAGAUCUGUGUCGGUUUGUCACUGAAAUUUUUUCACUUACUGAAAUGUUUACUUUCUGAAGAGAAAGCUUCGCAUGUUGGGAAGUUUUGAGAUAGUCUUACCGGUUUGGUUACUCCAGACUAGAAAAAUCAAUCAAUGGUAGAAAAUGUUGUAAAUGGAACAAUUUUUGAACAACAAACUGGAACAGAUCUGCUACAGUAUUGGAAAGUCACUCCUUAUAGCUUGUUUGUAAAAAUCAAUGCAAACAGCAAAGAAUAUUAUUAUAUUAAAAAUGUAUGCUGAUAUAUGCUGAAAUUAUGUUUUUCUUUCCUUAUUUGUAUGCAGAAUAUUUUUAAAUGAUUUAUCAUGUCUUAUCAAAUAAUUCUCUUAAUUUCAAUCUGUGCAUGACUUUUUUUUCUCUCCUUUUACAACAUA